Messenger RNA from Dovyalis caffra, 774 nucleotides. The record is from the annotation of a GenBank genome assembly. NCBI's taxonomy places the organism in Eukaryota, Viridiplantae, Streptophyta, Magnoliopsida, Malpighiales, Salicaceae.
AUGGAGAAGGAGAGAGAGCGGUUGGUUUACUUGGCGAGACUUGCAGAGCAAGCUGAGAGAUACGAUGAGAUGGUAGAAGCAAUGAAGAAAGUUGCAAAGUUGGAUGUGGAAUUGACAGUGGAGGAGAGGAAUCUGGUGUCCGUGGGUUACAAGAAUGUCAUUGGGGCAAGAAGGGCAUCAUGGAGAAUAUUGUCUUCCAUUGAACAGAAGGAGGAGGCCAAGGGGAAUGAACAGAAUGUGAAGAGGAUAAAGGAGUACAGGCAGAGGGUUGAAGAUGAACUUGCAAAGAUCUGCAAUGAUAUAUUAUCAGUCAUUGAUCAGCAUCUCAUCCCAUCCUCUUCGAGUGGGGAAUCUACUGUCUUUUACUAUAAGAUGAAGGGAGACUAUUAUCGUUAUUUAGCUGAGUUUAAAAGUGCUGAUGAACGUAAAGAAGCUGCAGAUCAGUCCCUCAAGGCUUAUGAGGCAGCAACCUCUACUGCAAUCUCUGAUCUGCCUCCUACUCAUCCAAUUAGACUUGGCCUGGCUCUGAACUUUUCCGUUUUCUACUAUGAGAUUUUGAACUCCCCUGAAAGGGCCUGCCACCUGGCUAAACAAGCAUUUGAUGAUGCUAUAGCAGAACUUGAUAGCCUCAAUGAGGAUUCGUACAAGGACAGUACCCUCAUCAUGCAGCUACUUAGGGACAAUCUCACUUUAUGGACCUCAGAUCUGCCAGAGGAAGGAGGUGAGCAAUCUACAGCUGAUGAGCCUAAGGCGGCAGAGGUAAAGCAAAACUGA